AUGGAUACCGAUAAUAAUUACACAGCUAACGAUGCUUAUAAGGUCACGGUAUAUUUGAACGACAUGCCUAUUUUGAUGCAGAUCGACACCGGGUCAAAGUAUAGUAUUCUACCGAUUCAUAUCGCGAAAAAGAUUGGAGUAAAAAUCUUAAAUAAAUCAGAUAUUAAAUUAACUGGUUAUGAUGGAAACACAAUAAAUGUUUUAGGAACUACCAAAGUCAAGGCAAAAUUCGAAGACAAAAGUCAAAUCUUAACUGCUUAUGUAGUCCAGAGUGAUAAGAUUGCACUGUUAGGAAGGACCUGGAUAGCAGUCUUUAGAAAUAUACUAGAUAGAUUUGUAAACUUAGUCGAAGAAGAUUAUGACAAUACUAUUCAAGAACUGAUCAAACAAUGCGAGUCAAAACUUAGCAAGAAACCAAUACUACGCAACUAUGUCAAACUACAUCUAAAACAAGGUGCUACACCGAAAAUCAUACCUCCCAGGCGUGUACCUUAUUCAAGAAUUGACUUGGUUACAAAAGAACUACAGAAGUGGAUAAGCGACAAAAUAAUCGAACCUGUUGAAGAGGUAAGAUGGGCCAGUCCUCUCACUCCUGUUGUCAAGAGCGAUGGUUCAAUUCGGCUAUGUGUUGACUUCAAGAAUACUAUUAAUCCUGCGUUAGAGGAUUUCAAGUACCCAAUUCCACGCAUCAAUGACCUUAUGGCAAAGUUAUCGAAAGGCAAAAGAAUCAAGAGAUUUUCUCACUAUUUCAACUCAUAA
Gordionus sp. m RMFG-2023 is the source of this 759-nucleotide messenger RNA. RefSeq lists its product as uncharacterized. The transcript has a single exon. NCBI's taxonomy places the organism in Eukaryota, Metazoa, Nematomorpha, Gordioida, Chordodea, Parachordodidae. Bases 1 to 759 code for a protein of 252 amino acids. The record is from RefSeq and is a predicted model, not a curated record.